Molecule: messenger RNA, 1617 nt
Organism: Zingiber officinale
Lineage: Eukaryota; Viridiplantae; Streptophyta; Magnoliopsida; Zingiberales; Zingiberaceae
Product: glycosyl hydrolase 5 family protein-like
Exons: 4
Coding region: 1-1617 (538 amino acids)
Molecular function (GO): hydrolase activity, hydrolyzing O-glycosyl compounds
Source: RefSeq, a predicted model, not a curated record
AUGGAGAGGAGGAUGUGGAUGUCCGUUUGGCUGCUCGCGGCGAUGCUCGGCGCAGUUUCCGUCGGCGGCCUGCCGCUGUCGACGUCGGGGCGGUGGGUGGUGGAUGGCGGCGGCGGGCAGCGGGUGAAGCUGGCGUGCGUGAACUGGCCGGCGCACCUGGAGCCGGUGGUGGCGGAGGGGCUGUCGAAGCGGCCGGUCGACGAGAUAGCGAAGGCGAUACGCGGAAUGGGGUUCAACUGCGUCCGCCUCACCUGGCCCACCUUCCUCCCCACCGGCGACGCCUCCCUCGCCGGACUCACCGUCCGCAGCUCCUUCAGCCGCCUCGGCCUGAACUCCGCCGGCGUCCAACGCCACAAUCCUGCGCUUAUCGAUCUCCCCCUCCUCCAAGCGUUUCAGGCGGUGGUUUCGAGCUUGGAAGAGAACGACGUGAUGGUGGUCUUGGACAACCAUCUGAGCAAGCCUGGGUGGUGCUGCAGCAGAACCGACGGCAACGGCUUCUUCGGCGACACCUACUUCGACCCGGGCCUGUGGGUCGAAGGCCUUCGGAGGAUGGCGGCUCUCUUCCGGUCGCACCCGAACGUCGUCGGCAUGAGCUUGAGGAACGAGCUCAGAGGGUCGAGACAGAACGUCGACGACUGGUUCAGGUACAUGCAGAUGGGGGCGGAGGCCGUGCACGCGGCGAACCCCGACGUGCUGGUCAUCCUCUCCGGCCUCAACUUCGACUCCGACCUCGGCUUCCUGUCUAGCCGGCCGCUCAACGUGAGCUUCUCCCGCAAAAUCGUGUUCGAGAUGCACUGGUAUUCCUUCACCAACAGCGGCACGUGGGCCGGAGAGAACGCCAACGAUGCCUGCGGGAGCCUCUCCGGCGGCAUCAGCCACCGGGUCGGGUUCCUGCUCGACAGGGGAUUUCCCCUGUUCUUGAGCGAGUUCGGGAUGGAGCAGAGCGGAAGAAACGAGAGGGACAACCGGUUUUUCAGCUGCGCCUUGGCCUACGCCGCCGAACAUGACUUGGACUGGGCGCUGUGGGCGCUGCAGGGGAGUUACUAUCUCCGGCAAGGGGUGGCGGACUCGCCGGAGGCUUAUGGAAUGCUCACGUCCGAUUGGUGGAGCGUUCGGAAUCGAACUCUGUUAGGAAGAAUUCGAUCGAUUCAGCAACCAUUUCGCGGUCCCGGCGUCGCUGCUGUUCCUCCCUACAAGACGAUCUUGCAUCCAUUAACAGGGCUCUGCGUCACGAUCGACUCGUCCUCCCGUGGCCUCGCCCUCGCCGCCGGCCCGUGCGGCCAGCAGUGGCGCUACGGCGACGACAGGACGCUGUCGCUGGCGGACUCGUCUGCCUGCGUGACCGCCGUCGGGGCAGGGAAGCCGCCCAGGGUGGGGAACUGCGGCGGAAGCGGAGGAGGAGGGAGCUCCGCCGCCUCCACGUGGGUGCUGGCGUCGGCGUCGCACAUGCACGUGUCGACCAGAGUGGAAGGGGACAAUAGGACGCUGUGCAUGGACGUCGGCGGCGACGGCCGGAGCGUGGUGACGAACCCGUGCCGGUGCAUGGGCGGCGACGCGAAGUGCGACCCGGAGGGGCAGUGGUUCAGGCUGGUCACCACCGCCAGGCUCGUCGGAUGA